This is a messenger RNA of Vanderwaltozyma polyspora DSM 70294, 2934 nucleotides long. RefSeq names its product ATP-dependent RNA helicase DBP10 (gene DBP10). The record is from RefSeq and is a predicted model, not a curated record. Gene Ontology annotation, cellular component: nucleus. The coding region runs from base 1 to 2934 and encodes 977 amino acids. Lineage: Eukaryota; Fungi; Ascomycota; Saccharomycetes; Saccharomycetales; Saccharomycetaceae. Gene Ontology annotation, molecular function: RNA helicase activity; ATP binding; RNA binding. The transcript has a single exon.
AUGGGGAUUAUUAGUAAAAGAAAAAGGCAUGUUGAAGAUAGUAACUCCAGUAGUGAUGAUGAUGAUGGAUUUGAUAUCACAUCGAAUAUUGGUUUAAAUACUGCAGACAGUAGUGACGAAAGUGAGAGCUCUGGUGAUGAUGAAGAAGAAGUGCAGGAUAUUGUUGACUUUAGUGAUGAAGAAGAUACCAAAAAGAAACCUAAAUCGAGUAAUAAAACGUUAACCGACAACAAUAGUUUCCCAUCAUUAGAAAUAUCUGAUGAUGAAGAUUCUAAUAAUAAGGGUGACCAUGAAGAUGAUGAUGAUGAUUUGAAUGAUUAUUUUUCGAUUAAUAACAGUGAAAAGUCAAAGCACAAGAAAGGUAGUUUCCCAAGUUUUGGUUUCUCAAAAUUAAUACUAUCAAAUGUUCAUAAGAAAGGUUUUAGACAACCUACACCAAUUCAACGUAAAACCAUUCCGUUGAUUCUACAAAAGAGAGAUAUUGUUGGUAUGGCUCGUACUGGUUCUGGUAAAACUGCUGCAUUUGUUUUGCCAAUGAUAGAAAAGUUAAAGAGCCAUUCCAGUAAAAUUGGUGCCCGUGCAGUUAUUCUGUCACCAUCAAGAGAAUUGGCACUUCAAACACAUCGUGUAUUUAAAGAAUUUUCAAAGGGUACUCAUUUACGUAGUGUUCUUCUAACUGGUGGUGAUUCCUUAGAAGAUCAAUUUAGUAUGAUGAUGUCAAACCCAGACGUCAUUGUUGCUACACCAGGUCGUUUUUUGCAUUUAAAAGUUGAAAUGUCAUUAGAUCUGAAAACUGUCGAAUACGUGGUCUUUGAUGAAGCUGAUAGAUUAUUUGAAAUGGGUUUUCAAGAACAACUUAAUGAAUUACUAGCUGCAUUACCUAUGAAUAGACAGACUUUGUUAUUUUCGGCUACGCUACCAAGUUCCCUGGUAGAUUUUGCCAAGGCUGGGUUAACAAAUCCUGUCUUGGUCCGUUUAGAUGCUGAAACAAAAAUAUCAGAAAAUUUGGAAAUACUAUUUUUGUCAACCAAAAAUGAAGAAAGAGAAAAUAACCUUUUAUAUCUUCUGCAGGAUGUCAUUAAAAUCCCGUUAGGAACUGAUGAUCAAAUUAAGAAGCUAUCCGAUUUCAACAAAAGUUUAAGUGAUUCUGACUCUGAGGAUGAGGAUAAUAAAGGCAAACAAAAUUCAAGGAAAUCCAAGAAGGGUAAAUUUCAAAAACUAAAAGUUUCUGCAUCGAAUGAGCUACCUACUGAAAAAUCUACAAUUGUAUUCGCACCAACCCGUCACCAUGUAGAAUAUAUUACUCAAUUAUUGAAAGACAGUGGGUUUUUGGUUUCAUAUCUAUAUGGUACAUUAGAUCAGCAUGCUCGUAAGCGUCAGUUAUUGAAUUUUAGAGCAGGUCUAACCUCUAUCCUUGUUGUUACUGACGUUGCCGCAAGAGGUGUGGAUAUUCCUAUGUUAGCAAAUGUCAUUAACUAUUCACUUCCAGCAUCUUCAAAGAUCUUUAUUCAUCGUGUAGGUAGAACUGCAAGAGCUGGUAACAGAGGUUGGGCAUAUUCCAUAGUUUCUGAAACAGAAUUGCCUUAUAUGCUUGACUUGGAAUUAUUUUUGGGUAAAAAAAUUCUAUUGACAUCAAUGUAUGAAGCUAGUUGUAAAUUGAUGAAAAGUAAAUGGAUAGCAGAUGGUAAUACUGAAAGCUCAUUUGAAGAUCCAAAGAUAUCCUAUACCAAUAGAUUGGUUUUAGGUUCAGCACCAAGAUAUGACAUUGAGAGCGUUGGUGAUUUAUAUAAAAAUAUAAUUGAAUCUAAUUUUGAUCUUCAAAUGGCAAAAAAGGUUUCACUAAAAGCUGAAAAGCUUUACUGCAGAACUCGUACUGCUGCGUCUCCGGAAUCUAUCAAAAGAAGUAAAGAAGUUAUUGCUUCUGGCUGGGACGAACAAAAUAUUAGAUUUGGCAGGAAUCUAGAGAAAGAAAAGCUAAAUUUUUUGGCCAAGUUUCAAAAUAGAAGGAAUAAAGAAACUGUCUUCGAAUUUGGUAAAAAUCCUAACGACGAUACAGCUAUUUUGAUGCAAAAAAGAAGAAAGCAAAUAGCUCCGAUUCAAAGGAAAGCUCGUAAAAGGCAAGAGUUAUUAGACAAAGAAAGAGUUGCAGGGUUGACACACAAAAUUGAGGAUGAGAUUUUAAAAGGAGAGGAUCAUGAAGCAGGAUAUUCCGUUCCUGAAGAGGCACUAAAGUCAUUUGAAGAUGCAGACAAGAUCCUCGAGGAGCAAGAAUCUUCAAGGAAAAAGAAGUCCAAAACUUUCAGGGAUCCAAAUUUCUUUAUCAGCCAUUAUGCUCCAGCUGGAGAUAUCCAAGACAAACAAUUGCAAAUUACCUCAGGUUUUACGAAUGAUGCUGCACAAGCUGCAUAUGAUUUGAACGAUGACGAUAAAGUCCAAGUUCAUAAGCAGACGGCUACAGUAAAAUGGGAUAAAAAGAGAAAGAAGUAUGUUAAUAUGCAAGGUAUUGAUAAUAAAAAAUACAUCAUCGGUGAGAGUGGUCAAAAAAUACCAGCCAGUUUCAAAUCGGGAAAAUUUGCUGAAUGGUCUAAAUCUAGAAAUAUCAAAGGUAUCAAAACUGGUGCAAGGGAAACAAGCAUUCCAACCAACUUGCUUUCUGAUCCAACGACAGAUAGUGGUUCACAACGUGGACCAGGAGGUAGAUUCAAACACAAACAAAAUAAGGCACCUAGAUUACCUGAUAAGUUUAGAGAUGACUAUCAAUCACAAAAGAAGAAAGUACAAAGUGCAAUUGAACGUGGUGUCAGUGUUAAAGGUUUUGGUGGCUCUUCUGGUAACACAGAAUUGAAGACUACAGCCCAAAUAAGAAAGGAAAGAAUGGCAAAAGAAAAGAAGCGCCAAAAGAAUGCACGUCCAACAAAGAAAAGGAAAUUUUAG